This is a messenger RNA of Aspergillus alliaceus, 1550 nucleotides long. RefSeq names its product type II myosin. NCBI's taxonomy places the organism in Eukaryota, Fungi, Ascomycota, Eurotiomycetes, Eurotiales, Aspergillaceae. The coding region runs from base 174 to 1508 and encodes 444 amino acids. The transcript is spliced from 3 exons. The record is from RefSeq and is a predicted model, not a curated record.
UGAAGCACAAGAGCUACAGCUGACUAGGGAUCAAGACGCUCCUUUACAAAACUCGUGCCGAUGAGUAUUUUAGCAAACUUGAGCAAGCAGAGGUUACUGUACUCAAAGCUACUCGAGCAGAACAAUUUGCUAAAGUGCAAGCUCAGGAGGCGGAAGACACCUGCGCACGGAUAAUGUCCGAGCGCAAAGAGAUGGACAGCCUUGUAGAAGAUCUGCAGCGACAAACGCAGUCCCUAGAGGCGAGAAUGGAGGAUCAAGCAGCGGAACUACAAGGUGCACUACAAUCGAAGCAACGUCUUCAAAAUGAGCUUGAUGACUAUAGGAAUCAACGCGCCAUAGAUAUUGAGGAUAAGGAGACUUCUAUGGAGCAAACCCGUCAAAAGUACCAAAGGGAAUUCUCUACCCUCACUAAUGAACUCGAGAUGGAGCGGGAAAAGAUCUUGAAGGUCCGCAGUGAGAACUCCCGCCUUCGAGAAGAGCUUGAAGAUCUCCGCAGUAAAUGGGACAAUGAGGUAUUGAAUAGCUCGACAUGGGCCAAGGAGAAAUCUCGAAUGGAGGUCAUGCUCCAGGACGUGACGACAUCUCGGGAUGACGCCGUCAACGCCCACAAUGAAGCCCAAAGUCGGGUCGUAACUCUUCUAUCGCAGGUGAGAGACUUGCGAACCUCAGUUGAUGACGUCACUGCAGAACGAGAUAUGUUGCUUAAGGAGAAGAAGAUGCUGGAAGUACGCCUGACUGAAGCUGGGGAGAGAUUAGAGGAACUCGCCAAGGGAGAAAGUCCAUCUAUGCGCAACGCCGCAAGCAUGGGCCGUGAACUUCUUGAACUCAAAUCUAAGCUUGCCCAGCAAGAGGAUGUUUCUGCUGCUGCCGUUGGGAAAAUGAGACGGGCAGACGCUCUUGUGACAGAAAUCCAGAAGGAAAUCACCGCGGAAAGAGAGGCAAACGCCCAGCUCUUCAAGGAUAAAGCUGCUUUGGAGAAGCAACUGAAAGAAUCACAGCUGCGCUGUGUAGAUCUGGAAACGAAGAGCUAUUCGUCAGGUAGCCAAGACGUCAAAUUCCUGCACAAGAGAAUCAAAGAUCUGGAGGCCCACCUCGAGGAGCAGGAGUCUAAACAUAGCUCAGAGCAGCGUUCCCUUCGGAACGUUGAUCGUACUGUCAAAGAUCUCCAGUCUCAAAUAGAGCGACGGGAUAGAAUGAACGCGCAACUUACUGACGAUGUCAACAAGUCGCGCGAUAAGAUUGAGCGUUUACUCAGAAACAUUGAGCAGCUCCAGCACAACGAUACAGAUACGCAAUUCCAAGUGCGUCGGGUGGAACGUGAGCUUCGAGAAGAGAAAGAAAAAUCAUUGCGGCUAGAGCGCGAAUUACAAGGGUGGAAAUCUCUUCGAGUUGAACGAGGACGCGGUCAUGUCACUUUCAAUGACGUUGGAAGCAGAAAGGGUAGCAGUGGGGUUUCCUCCGGGGCCAUACCACAAAGAAUGCCUAGCAACACCAAAGGCUUCUUAUAAACAAAAUAAUGACCAAGCAGGUUGAUCCUGCUGAGCACCGCC